Messenger RNA from Daucus carota subsp. sativus, 2065 nucleotides. Its product is annotated as glucose-1-phosphate adenylyltransferase large subunit 1. The record is from RefSeq and is a predicted model, not a curated record. Bases 171 to 1763 code for a protein of 530 amino acids. The transcript is spliced from 15 exons. Gene Ontology annotation, molecular function: glucose-1-phosphate adenylyltransferase activity. NCBI's taxonomy places the organism in Eukaryota, Viridiplantae, Streptophyta, Magnoliopsida, Apiales, Apiaceae. Gene Ontology annotation, biological process: glycogen biosynthetic process.
CUUUGAUGACUGAUACUAACAAAUAUACACAGAUCCCUAGUGUUACUUUUCAAGAACUCUGAUAUUUUUGUACAGUAAUCUCGUGACAAUAUAUAUCUAACUCACAUGCAUUGUUACAUGUUGCAGCUAGAGAUUUUUAGGUGUAAAAUAUAGUGUUUGUGUAUUAUACAAUGGAUUCGUGGUGUGUAUCAAUGAAAUCUAGUCCCCAAUUUUCUAGAGCAAGAAGUGGUUUUGUAAAUAAUGGUGAUGAUGGGUUUUGGGGGAGGAGGAUCACUGGAGGUGUUAACAACACUGAUUUGAGUGAUCUUUUAUCGAAAAGAGCGAAAAUUGGGAGAAGGGUGGGAAUGAUCAAACCAGGGGCUGCUUUCUCUGUACUCACAUCAGAAAAUGGCAAAGAGACACUUAUAGCGAAAGACUUGCAAGUUCCCCAAAUUGAGAGAAAAAGUGCUAGCUCGAAUAAUGUGGCCGCUAUUAUAUUAGGUGGGGGUGCUGGGACUAAGCUGUUUCCGCUUACACGUAGAUCAGCCAUUCCUGCUGUUCCGAUUGGAGGAUGCUACAGGCUUAUAGAUAUUCCUAUGAGCAACUGCAUUAACAGCAGAAUAAACAAGAUUUUGGUCUUAACUCAGUUCAACUCUGCUUCUUUAAAUCGUCACCUUGCUCGUACAUAUUUUGGAAAUGGUGUCAACUUUGGGGAUGGCUUUGUUGAGGUUUUGGCCGCCACUCAAACACCAGGAGAAGCAGGCAUGAAUUGGUUUCAAGGAACUGCAGAUGCAGUACGGCAGUUUAUGUGGGUAUUUGAGGAUGCAAAGAACAAGGACAUUGAGAACAUACUGAUUUUAUCGGGAGAUCAACUUUACCGGAUGGAUUAUAUGGACCUUGUGCAGAAUCACAUGGACAGAAAUGCGGAUAUUACAAUUUCCUGUGUACCUGUGGGAGGCAGCCGGGUAUCAGAAUAUGGAUUAAUGAAGAUAAACAAUAGAGGGCAAGUUAUCGAAUUUGCUGAGAAACCUAGUGGAGCUAGACUAAAGUCAAUGCAAGUAGAUACUACUCUACUAGGAGUGUCUCCAGAAGAUGCAACAAAGUCUCAAUAUAUAGCUUCUAUGGGCGUCUAUGUCUUCAAGAAAGAUGUUUUGUUGAAUCUCCUACAGUGCAGAUAUCCCAAAUCCAAUGACUUUGGAUCUGAAAUCAUUCCAUCAGCUGUAAUGGAUCACAAUGUGCAAGCGUAUCUGUUCAGAGACUAUUGGGAGGACAUUGGAACAAUAAAAUCUUUUUAUGAUGCUAACCUGGCGCUAACAGAUGAGGUACCAAAAUUUGAAUUUUAUAAUCCAGAGACGCCGUUCUUCACUUCCCCUCGGUUCUUACCACCAACGAAGUUUGAAAAAAGCCUGAUCAAGGAUGCAAUCAUAUCACACGGGUGUUUCCUGCAAGAAUGUAGUGUUAUUCACUCAAUCGUGGGUGAGCGAUCACGUCUGGACUCUGGUGUCGAGCUGAAGGAUACGCUGAUGAUGGGGGCAGACUACUAUCAGACAGAGUCCGAGAUUGCGUCUCUGCUGGCAGAGGGGAAAGUUCCCAUUGGGAUUGGACAAAACUCGAAAAUCAGCAAAUGUAUUAUUGACAAGAAUGCGAAAAUUGGAAAGGACGUCAUUAUCAUGAAUAAAAAUGGUGUUCAAGAAGCAGACAGACCCGAGGAUGGAUUCUACAUUCGCUCAGGGAUACCUAUCAUCAUGGAGAAGGCUACAAUCAGCGAUGGCACAGUAAUAUAACAAAGUACUACCUGAAGUUUGAAACCUACAGCAUGCCAUAGUUUGAAGAUCCAUCUUUGAGACUCUCGAGGGUUACGUAUCACAGAAACCUCUUCUAAAGAAAUGCCGAGCAAGAAACCAGCUUACGCUCCUAUGAGAAACUUAAGUUGCAGAGCGGAGUAAUAAUGAGACUAUAGAAGUUCAAGACUAGAACAUAAAGGCUUAAUUUUUCUGAGUAGUCUUCCUACAUGGCUUAGAAAUAAGAAUUGUGGAUAUUGCUUGUACUGGAAAUAGAUGUUUUAUACAUGAUCCCUUUGCUGUGA